CAUUGCCCAGCAAAGAAGGCUCAGUGGUGCAUUUCUCUGUGGUGCAUUUCUUACGCCCCGCCUCUGCUCCUGCACGGACCUUCGAGAAGGCCGAAACAAGCAACAUAGGGUGGCCCCUUUGCAGGCAAGAGUGGCGAUGACAAUUGCCCAAGCUAGGCUCUAACCACCGGUCAAGUAUGGAGAGUGGGGUCGACCCCAUGGGAGUCCUGCCUGCUGAGGCCUCCAUUGACUGGCAGCAGCUGGACAAGGCAAAGUUUCUGUGGCUGGGGACUGUGGCCUCGUCAGCAUUCACAGCCCUGCUGCACCCUGUGUCCCUUGUGAAGACACGGCUGCAGGCGCAGCAGUCUGGGGUGUACCGAAACAGCGCACACGCCGUACGGAAGAUCUUGCAAGCGGAAGGUCCAAAGGGGUUGUAUAGGGGGCUGGGCACAGUCCUGCUAGGCACGGUCCCUGCAGAGAUUGUCUAUGUUGGUCUUCUGGAGAUCACAAAGAGCGGGACGAGACAGACUGCGGAGCAGGGCGGCUGGUCAGACGAGGCGGCUGCAGGGCUGGCCGACAGUUGCGGUGGGCUCGUGGCAGGGGUUGCCACGCAGGGGGUAACAGUUCCGGUCGAAGUGGUUAGCCAGCGGUUGAUGGUCCAGGGGGCCCACUCCUCUGCCUUUUCGAACCGGUACCAGGGAAGCGCCCUUGACAUUACGAGAGCGAUCAUCCGCCAGGAAGGGUUGCGAGGCUUGUACCGGGGAUACGGCCUCUCCGUGUUGGCAGACGCCCCCAGCAGCAUGGUUUGGUGGCUUGCAUACGGGGCGACGCAGCGAGCACUCUGGAGGGCGUUGGGUUAUGGGUCAGGCCGGCGAGGGGAGCCCAGCCCGCAGGAGCUGAUGGGAGUGCAGGCAGCGGCCGGCACUUUUGCAGGGGCCAUUGCGGGGGUGGUCACGACGCCGCUGGACGUCAUCAAAACCAGGCUGCAGGUCCUCGACCAGUCCUCGGGGAAGCAGCCGACCAUUGCGAGCACGUUCCGAAGCCUGCUGCAACAGGACGGCGCGAAAGGCCUGUUUCGAGGGGUGUUCCCGUACUCGGCCUACAUGGCACUGUCGACGGGGGCCAUCAUUGUUGGCUACGAGUACAUAAAACGGACGUGUGUGAAAAGCGACUUGCCGGACCGAGUUUCUAGGAUUGAUGACAGCGAACCUAGUCAAAUCGAAGAAGAUAGUCGUAUUGAUAUUUCCCCGAAGGCUGGAACGUCAAAACAUUCUAGAUAGGUACAAUUGUCCUUGGACUGAGUCUGCAGCAAAUAGAUUGUUCUGGCAGCAAGGCGUAGGUAUCUUGACAAAGUAAUAGGAUAUCGCACGAGCCGCACGCCAACAGGAGUUGUGUACAGGUGAGGCGCCUUCGAUUGGUGGCCACAUGUUCCCAAGAAGAGAUGACUGCGCUAUUUCUGAUGCGAACCGGAAUGGCAAUUUGUAUGACCAAGUGUCACGAGGCGAGCAGGCUUGCUCAUGGGAUCCUUUCAAG
Klebsormidium nitens is the source of this 1512-nucleotide messenger RNA. Lineage: Eukaryota; Viridiplantae; Streptophyta; Klebsormidiophyceae; Klebsormidiales; Klebsormidiaceae. The record is from the annotation of a GenBank genome assembly.